Molecule: messenger RNA, 2850 nt
Organism: Exophiala aquamarina CBS 119918
Lineage: Eukaryota; Fungi; Ascomycota; Eurotiomycetes; Chaetothyriales; Herpotrichiellaceae
Product: STE/STE20 protein kinase
Exons: 5
Coding region: 1-2850 (949 amino acids)
Biological process (GO): protein phosphorylation
Molecular function (GO): ATP binding; protein kinase activity
Source: RefSeq, a predicted model, not a curated record
AUGGAAGGGUUGCAUCCAGACUCCGCUGCAGCGAUGACUGCGCAUCGUCGUGAAGCUGUCAGAUUGGCUCAGGAUCAGCAACGUGCUGUCGUCGAAAAGUGUACAAGAUCCAAGCAAUCGGAGCCUGACUAUAGAUUUGAUGAACUGAUUGGCAAAGGCAGCUUUGGGCGAGUGUACAAAGGUCGCCAGGUAUCUACCAACAAGGUAGUUGCCAUAAAGGUUCUUGACAUUGAUGAUGCAGAUUUCCACGCCUAUGGGGAACAAAAAGAUGAGCAAAUCCAAGAUUUCAACCGUGAAAUCAGGAUCUUGAGACAAGCUCAAGAUAGUGGUGCCGAAAAUUUAAACCCUAUGAUCGAAGCAAUGGCCGUACACAGUCAGUUAUGGCUGAUUUGUGAACAUUGCCCAGGUGGCAGUGUCAAGACAUUGAUGCGGGCUACCAGCGAUCGCCUCUCUGAAAAGUACAUUGUUGUGGUCGCCAGAGAACUAGCGAAAGCUCUCAAGGGCUUGCAUGAAGCCGGAAUCAUGCACAGAGAUGUGAAAGCUGCAAAUGUUCUCAUCCACCAAGAAGGCCGUCUUCAGCUUUGCGAUUUCGGUGUGGCUACUGUGCUUGAUACUCGAGCAGACAAACGGAAGACGUUCAUUGGCACUUUGCACUGGAUGCCACCCGAAUUGUGGACUGAAAAUCCAGAAUACUCAGACGAAGUUGAUGUUUGGGAAUACGGCUGCACUCUCUAUGAAUGCGCCGUUGGACGUCCUCCGAAUAGUGAUCUUCGUGAAAGACAGCAGCUGAAGAUGCGAAUGAGACGUCUGAAACAACCGCUUACACUCCCAGAGAAAGACAGUUUCAGCGACGGAUUACGUGCUCUAGUCUCAUACGCCCUCAGCCCAGAUGUCGCUACAAGACCAUCUAUGAAAGAUAUCUUGGAACAUAACUUCCUCCGGGAAACCGACGACACUCAUCCCACAAACAGUCUCAGCGAGCUUGUCCAGAUUUACUACGCCUGGCUCUUUGGAGGUGGUCAACGUGUUUCCCUUUUCAUGCCUGGCGGUGCCGCCGCGGCAGCAACGGAAGAUCCAGAUAACAACAUUGACGAUGUUGACGAAUGGAAUUUUGGCAUCACUCAAGACUUUGAGAGACGCGUUUCUGCCAUUCUCGAAAUCCCUGACUUCUCGGUCAUAUCACCAAGCGACACUAUGGAGGGAGAAGCAACACCAAAGGGAACCAUCAAUCCUUCAGGCCACUCGCCUCAAAUGACGCAGGCACAACUUGCUAAUUUCGAAGCUCGAGUCAAGCGUGGAGCGGAUCUUUCAAAUCUUUUUGAUCAGUCCAAACCUGCGUACGAGUACAAAACCAAGACUGACUUCAUCCCAAUUCCAGAACAGCGUCGUAUUUCAGACUUGCCUUUCCGAGCCAUGGCGGAAGAUCGACCAAGCUCCAUCGCAUCAAAUGUCAUUGAUCUUGGGGACUUUGACGAAGCAGAUUAUGCUGCAGUUGCUGCACCAAGAACAGAUGAAAAGAUCCAAACCUCAUACCCUGCGACCCCAAGAAGAGGAGAAACCAUCAGGCUCGCUGAUGCUUCAACCCUGCGCGACAAAAGAGCGAAUUCCAAAGGACCUAGAGAUCCCCAAAAUCAAUCACUCACUGCGAGACGCACCUCAUCAGCUGAAGCAGUCCCCAGAAAUACGGUUUCGCAUGACUUUGCUAUGUCUCAAGAAGACUGGACUGUUAAGAACAGAACCAAAGCACCAGAGCUACAGGAGCCGGCGGAAAUUACUUCAUCCCGCCCUGGUCAUGCAACUAUGGAUUGGUCAUUUGCCAGUGCCAUGUCAGAAGCAUCCGUGACUACUGUACCACAAAUCAAUGCCCCUGAACCAUCUCCCGUUCAACUCGAUGAACCGUCUGGAGAACCGUCUGGCGCAACAGAAACGACCCAGUUUGAACAAAAAGCGAGAAAACAUGCAACCAUGGAGUGGUCAUUUUCUAACGCCAUGGCUGAGGUAAGUGUCACAGAUGAUGACCAGGAUGAAAAGCCUUCUGCCCCAAGCAGUACUACAGUCAUCGAUUCUUCUCCGCCCAUGACCAGACAGCGACCGCUACAAGCAUCUCGUCCGACACCAACUAGACCUUCGCCUCUUACACGGCAGAUGACUAUGCCAGUAACCAUGGAUGAUUUCGCACAUAUCGAAGAACAAGACAUCCCUCGCCCGUCAACAGCAUUAAGUGAGGCUUAUUCAGACAUAUCUACGUCAUCCACGGACGUUGAUCCAUUUGGUCUCGAGCGUGAGGAUGACGACUACCCAGGCCCAGCAACACUGGAAGAGGACGUUGGAGCAGGAAUGAGCGCUUUCUACAGCGGCAGAGGACGAACGAUGCUCGGAGAGACCACGGGGAUGGCGUACAGCUCCCUGUCAACAGCAAACCCUCUCACUGGGUCUGGCCCGAGUCCAUACCCAAUGGGUCGGCCAGCAAGAAUCGGCGAAGAAGGCUUUCCAGGCCAAUCAAUCAAUACGUCAAUGGUCAACCGACCUGGAAGAGGUGCUGGCGGUGCGAGCAGUCACGCAAGAACAUCCUCCACCAUCCUCGCCUCUCCCUCCUCCUCUGGACAAGCCCUUCCAACCACGGGCACCACCGUGCACCGACCUGUCGUUGAGGUCCCCAGCGCAGCUCCUCCAAGCAUGGCGGUACUCUCUGACGGCGCGAGCACCGACGUCAUUGAGGCGGAACUCACCCGCAUGCUGGAGGAGAUGCAGGGGACUCUCAACGCGGCGAGGGGCGUGGUCGGUGGGUUGGAGAGAGGCUGGAGGAGAGAGAGGGAGAGUGAUGAGUGGGAGGAUGAGGAGCAUGAGUAA